GAUUCUAGAUCCAGUUGUUUAUUGGGCGCUGCGGUCAUGGCAGCCGGCGGGCCGGCCGCGGGCAGGAACGUGAACCGUUCACGCUCUCCGUCAGACCGGUAUAUCAUUCCCAGGUUGUCGUUGUUGGCAACUUACCAUUGCAUGCAGGGGCCGUGUUUGAAUUGGCAUGCCCACAUAUGUGGUCAAAAGAACACGUAGGCAGAACAGCCUCAAUGAUGAUGCGGAACUCUCACCCAGGGCACCCCUCUCUCCACGUGGGAGCGUGCCAGCUGCACCUUACAUGACGCCUGGGACUCCGCGAGGCGAUGGGGUUGCGAAGCCUCGGACCUCUCCCCGCUUCGGCCCGCGAGAUGAGAAUCACGAGAAACCACCGAGCCAAAAUGGGAGGCUAGCUCCUGGGAAGCGAGGCCCCGCCCUUUCAGCUCGUUCCUCGAGCGCCUCGAAGAUCCGCACAGCGUUGAGGGAACACUCGACCAGCUCAGUGCGGCACACCACGCGAGAACGGAGGCCGAACCCCUUGCUGGGAAACAGUCCGCCUACCCGAACGGCUCCAACGACCGCGCCCCAAGCAGCCUCGCCAAGCAAGGCUAAUCAGAGCCGGACCAGCUGUGGCAGCGCCAGCAGCAGUAGCAGAAGUAGUGAACACAGUGGUCCAUCCCUCGGCGAGAACGGCGCCCUGCGGUCGGCGGCAGUGACGCCAAGCACCAGCACUACAUCCUUGAUUGUGCCGUAUGCCGGACACCGACCAGUCCCCGCUGGAGCAACGACGGCUGCAGGAUUCACCCCAGGUGAGGAGCUGCGACGGAUGAGCUGCUACAGCGGACAUGGUGAUCCUGGAGGAAGUGCCAGGUCCUAUGCCGAGGGCCAUCCGCAUCGGAGCAGCUCCUGUCCAUUGAGCACCACAGGGAGUGAAGAUUUCCAGGGGCUGUCUCAAGGGGGGCCUCUACCUCCAGUGGAUGCGGAUGGCGAGGUGCCGAACUGGGGAAGUGAGCAAGUGGAGCUGCUCUGCCAGAAGGCGCAAAGCCUGGUCCGUCAGAUGGGUGCCCAAGCGUUGGGCUUCGACACGUCGCGACCUCCGAGUGCUCGAUCAAGCCCAUGCAUCAAGGUCUCACCACCCCAGGCUUCGCCAUGUACGCCGACUCCUCACCGUGCUGGGCCAGGGCUGAACUUCAGCCCAGGACCUCGUGUGCUGCCCGACAUCACCAAUCUUUCCCGUGAGGAUGUGGCCGAUUUCAGACACCGUUUGUCGCAAGUGGAGCAGGCCCUACACCUCGGUCAAGCACCCAACUCUGAGGUCUUGAAGCUCCGGGGCCGGAUGCAAACUGUCGAAUCUGAACUAGUGGAUGUUCGCGCUGAACUGAGGGAGGUCCGUGCCGCCGUGUCGCGCCUCUCGGAGAAGAUGGAUGUGCCGGAGCCGCUCGGGACACCGGGGCUCAUCCGGACCAUGCCCAGCUCAAAGCAGCCGGUGAGGCUGCCAUGCAACCAGUGCCAGACUGUGCCACAGCAGGUGCCACAGCAGAUGCCACAGCAGGUGCCGCAGCAAGCGCCCCCAAGUAUUGAUCAAGCGCCGGUGCUCGCCUCCCCACGAAAGCUGCCUCCUCGGGCGCCAUCAUCCGCCGCCCCGUUCACCCCUCUUCAACAAACACGCGGACCAGGUCUUGCAAGCCCCAUGUGCUUACUGCGGACGCUCAAUGGGCCGCAGGUGGGCACACCUCCUCAAACGGUGCGCGUGCACCCAUCUCUAAGACCACCCAACGGUGCUUCGCUUGGUGUGCAGAGUGAAGUGAGCUUGGUUGUCAACCCCAUGCCAAUCCCUUUGGGACAAUGGCGGAUGACACCAGCCUGAACUUGCGCAGAUUUCUCCGCACCUUCUAGGUAAGGUGACCAAGACCUGAGAGUUGGAUGCCCGC
Molecule: messenger RNA, 1910 nt
Organism: Durusdinium trenchii
Lineage: Eukaryota; Dinophyceae; Suessiales; Symbiodiniaceae
Source: the annotation of a GenBank genome assembly